AUGUCUCAAGAAGUCAAAGCUCCUGAAAAAUCCUCACCUGAGGUUGGAACUAUGCAGAAAGGAGAUUAUAUGAUCCAUGUCUAUAUCUAGGAGGGAAAAGAGUUCAAAGGGGAAAAAGCUGAUACUGUUUCACCAAUGAUUCAAGUUGCUUGUGGAGGGAAAAAUAAGUACUCUACUUGCAAGAAAGAUGUAGGACCUGCAAGUAGUGUCUACUGGGGGGAACACAUAUUCUUUGAGAUGACUAAUGUCGUAAAUAAAAGUUUAAGAUCUUAUGAUUUCGAUGUUACUUACGUAUAUUUCUAGCAAAAUCACACUCUAUAUAAUCAAUGGAUAGCCCUUUCUAACCCAGAAGGAAAAGAUUUCAAUGAGAUUACUUGCUAUGUUAAAUUAGCCAUUAGCAUCGCAGGUCCAGGUGAUGAGCAGGUGCAAUUGAAUGACUAGACUGAAUUGAAAUAAGAGGAUCAAGAAGUUAUGAUGCCACCAUAAAUCAGAAAAGAAUAUAAACAACUCAUUAUUAGAUUUAUAAAGGGUGAGAAAUUCCCAAAGAUGGACACUCUUGGUACUAUUGAUGCUUAUAUCUACACUGUUUACUUUAAAAAGAAACUAAAAACUAAAGCUGUAACUUAGACUAAAAGUCAAGAAUGUUUCUUAGAAUAAGAAUUUUAUUUGCCUAUUUAAUGGCCUUUAGCCUCUGAUAGACUGGUACUCAGUGUUUAUGAUGAAGACAAUGUCUCAGAUGAAAUCGUAGGCUCAAUGAAUUUCAGUCUUAAAUAACUCAUCAAAUCGUCAUCUGGUCCAGAAGGUAGAUUGACCUGGCUUAAUUUAUAUGGAUCUCCCUUAGGAUGUAGUGGUGAGAAUACUAAUAAAAUGAAUGAAUAUCCAGAAUUAGCCUCUACUUGGAAAGGUAGAAUUCUGAUGCACAUUGUUGCAAAUGAUACAAAAAACCCAGAAAUGAAGGUUCAACCUUUGCUUCCUGAGCUAAAAAAUAAGUAUGUGGAUUUGGGAGCUUUCAAUCAAUAAGAAUAUGAACUAUUGGUAGAAUUCGGGAGCGGAAUAAGUCUUCCAGGAAACAAAAAGUACAAAAUGAGAGUGCAAAUCAAUGACUUUUUCUAUGAUUCUAAAGUUGCCAUUGAAGCUAAAGGAAAUUAUAAUAGAUGGAGUGAUAGAUCACCAGUCACACCAUUCAAAGGACCAUAUAAGUCAAUUGAGGAAUUAGGUAAAGUUUAUUUCUACUUAAUGGAUGGAGAUGAUCCAAUUUGUUUCUGGGCAGGCCAAGCGUCUGAAUUUACUAAUCCUAAUGCACCUCAUAAAUGGCUACCUUUAUAAUGUGAUUUAGCCAAAGGGAAAGUUAAAAAUUCCUGGGAAGCUGGCCUAAUUUCAGUUAAGCUCUCUAUUAACCACAAAUCAAAGAAUGGCGCUGUCAAUUUCGCUUAGAAUGAAGCUUGGAAAAAACCUCCUCCUAAGAGAUUGAGUUCAUGGAAGGUUAGAUGCUUCAUUUUCUAGUGCAAAGAUAUUCCUUCAGCUGAUAGUGAUGGGGCCUCAGAUCCAUACAUUACAAUUUGGAACCCUGACAACAAAGUAGUAAAGACGCAGACUAUUGAUGAUAAUAUCAAUCCCAUAUUCUUUGAGGCACUAGAAAUUUAUUAUGAUUUUGAUAAGCUUGAAACUGCUCCACCAGUUGUCCUUAAUAUAUGGGAUGCUGAUGACCUACUUGACGCUGAUGAUUACCUUGGGAGAUGUGUGGUGUAUCUUAAAGAUGCUUCGAUUACAGAGACUGAUAAGAUUCCAGAACCUAAAUGGCAUGAUAUUAGAAUUGGCUUCUCUGAGAGUGAGCCAGCCUGUGGUCAAAUGCUUGUUUCAUUUGCAGUAGUAAAUGAUGAUUUCACUUUUAAAACACCGAUUUCCUACUUAAAACUGACUGAUGAAAUUGAAUACAAAGACUUCAAUUGUGAGAUUAAUGUUUUAGGACUUAGAGGAUUAUAAUCUUUUGGUCUGAUGCCAGUCAAAAAGCCAUUCAUUAAAUUCAAUCUCAGAAGUUUACUCCCUCCCGAGAAAGCAUAAGCUGUUACAAAUAUUAAGACUCAGCCAAAUGCUACAGGAUCAAAUCCUAAUAUAAAUACUAUGAUCAGCUUCUAAAUUGAUCUUCCAGUAAAUCCUCUAUUUUGCCCUAAACUUCAAUGUGAUGUCUACGAUUAUGUAUACAAAGGACUUGUACAGCCUUUAUUAGGAACAUUCACACUUUCAAUUGGAGAUAUCAUGCAUCAAAUUAAUAAAGAAAGAUAACAGGAUAUUGAAGAAAGCGAAAAUAUUGUUGUGUAUCUCAAGGAUUUUAUAGAUAAAAUGGGGAAAUAAUAGAUUCUAGCAAUCUAAGAGGAUUAAGAUCCAAAUAUGUCUUUUAUCGAUAGAAAAGUUGAAGGUUUGAACAAGCUAGGAGAAGAUAGACUACAAACAGAUAAUGCCUCUGGGGAAGAAAAGCAAAGACUUUUAAAAGAUCCUUUAUAAAAACCUAUAACUUUUAGAGAAUCUGUUAUAAGUUCUUCUGGUGGACCAGAUGAAGAGGAAAAGAAGACAUUGCUUGAUCAAACAGAAGCAGAAGAGCCAGAGAGAUCGAAAUCUAGAUCGAGGUCAAAAUCUCCAAUGGAUAUCACUCCUGACAGAGUAAGGAGAAGAGCUGCCCCAUCAAUUUUCAAAAAAGGUGCUGAUAACAAAGUACUUAAUGGCAUGGAAUUAGGAGUAAGUCUCAAAGUAAUGAUUGAGAAGCAAAAGAACAAAGAUGAAGAGUUCAAGAAACUGCAAGAAGAUAGAUAAAAUGAUCUAAUUAUGCUGAAGAAAGCUGGAGAUGCUCAUAAAAAUGUCAUAUUUCCAAAGUAUGUCUAUGAGGAAAGAAUAAAGAAGAAGGUAGAAGCGUAACCCAAGCCCCCUAAUACAAUUUACUAUGAAGUUGGAUAUGAUAAAGAAGCACCUGAAACUGAAGAAAAAUAAUAGAAACAUUACAGAAGAUACUAUUCAGAUGAACUUGAGAAUAUAAAGGCCAUAUUUCCAAGAUAAACUUUUAAUCAAGCUGAUGUCAUUAGAGGGUAAUCAAGAGGUCUCAGUGAUGGCUGGUUCAGUUUCCUAGUCAAGUCAAAGACCGAUGAAUCAGGAUAGAACACAAACUAGAAGAAAGUUGGUUAUUUUAAGGGAAGAAUCACAGUUGAAAAUGCUUAAGAAAAGGUAUUUUACAAGAAGCAGAAAGAAUCAAGAAUGCAAUUAGUUCUUAAAGAACUAGAUGAAAUUCAUAGAAGAAUCUAUGGAAAAGAAUUAAACUUCUAGACUUAAGAUUUAGAAUCUUUCGAAAAGGCCUCUGCUUUUGAGCAUAAACUUGAAGAAAUGGGAAUUACCAACCCAACUAUAAUGUCAUUCUUAAAGGAAUAAUCUUAUGAGGAAAUGAUUGCUAGAAUGUUGCUGCAAAAAACAAAGUGCAUUAUCAGAUUAUAUGUUCUUGAAGGUUUCGAUUUUGCUUAAAGAGAUAUUGGUUCUUUCUCAGAUCCAUAUCUAGUUGUGAAAUGUGGUACUAAAAAAUUCAACGAGAGAAGUAAUUAUAUGCUAGAUGAGCCUAAUCCUAAAUUCCAUAAAAUGUAUGAAUUUGAUGCUGAAUUUCCAGGUUCUGCUCCACUAAUUAUCAAAGCCUACGACUAUGACGAUCUCUUUGGUGAUGAUUUGAUUGGUAAAACAGUCGUAGAUCUUGAUGAUAGAUUCUUCUGUCCUGAAUGGCAGCAGAUUGAGGAUAAGCCGAUUGAAUUUAGAUAACUUCAUCAUCCUAGUUCAGAUUGCUCUUAGGGUGUUAUCAAGCUAUGGGUUGAAAUUCUUGCUACAAAUAGUUCAAGGAAAGGAAACCCCAGAAAUUGGGAUGUGACACCAGAACCUAUUCUCGAAUAUGAGGUCAGACUUGUAGUCUAUGACACUAAAGAUACUCUUGUAAUGGAUGUUGAAGAUGUAAGCGAUGUUUUCAUUAAGGCCUAUAUUGAUGAUAAGGAUAGAAAAGAAACAGAUUGCCAUUACAGAUGUUAGAAGGGUGAAGCCUCUUUCAAUUAUAGAUUGCUCUUCAAUAUUAAAGCCCCGAGAGCAAAGUACGAUUUGACUUUAUAGACUUGGGACAGAGAUCUAUUCAAAUCAAAUGAUUUUAUUGGAGAAAUUUAAUUCCCCCUGCAGCAUGUUUUCUAAGAUGCUAUGGUUACCUAAUAACCAAUUAAUAUUACCAAGAAAUACUAUAACUCCUAUCUUAAAGAAUAAUUGGACAAGAUUGGAAAGGGUGAUGUUAUUAAGAAGUUUGAAGACGAUGAUUCAUUCUUCGUGGACACUUUUGACAAAGAUGGAAAAUCUGCUGGUCUAGUAAGAAUCGGUCUUGGCAUAUUCCCUGGAGAAAUGGCUAAAUCAAACCCAGUAGGAGGAGGAAGAUCAGAACCUAAUCAUUCUCCUUUCCUUCCUCCGCCAGUUGGAAGACUUACUUUUUCAUUAAAUCCUCUAACUCUUUUCUUAUAAUUUGUGGGACCAGAGAUGAGAAAGAAAGUUUACUUGUACUGCUGCUGUGCCAUUUGUAUAAUUCUUUGUGUUGCAUUAUUCCCAAUGAUUACAAGUAACUUAAUAUCAGCAGGUAUCAUGAGCAUAUUCUCUUCAAAGUGA
Molecule: messenger RNA, 4662 nt
Organism: Stylonychia lemnae
Lineage: Eukaryota; Ciliophora; Spirotrichea; Sporadotrichida; Oxytrichidae
Source: the annotation of a GenBank genome assembly